Molecule: messenger RNA, 462 nt
Organism: Perca fluviatilis (European perch)
Lineage: Eukaryota; Metazoa; Chordata; Actinopteri; Perciformes; Percidae
Product: C-type lectin domain family 4 member E-like
Exons: 4
Coding region: 1-462 (153 amino acids)
Source: RefSeq, a predicted model, not a curated record
AUGGAGCUCUAUGAACGAAUAUGCAAAAAGUGUCCCGACAGCUGGCAUCAGUUUGAGACCAAGUGCUACUACUUCUCCUCUCAGCAGCUGACCUGGAGCUCCAGCAGAGCCUGGUGCCAGACGCGGGGGGGCGACCUGCUCGUCGUCAACAGUCAACCAGAACAGAGGUUUGUUUUUGAGAGCAGCCGGGCUGUGGAGGCGAGCAGCAGCCGGCUGUGGAUCGGCCUGACAGACGCAGAGGAGGAGGGGGAAUGGAGCUGGGUGGACGGCAGCCCGCUCAACUCAGAUCUUCAGUUCUGGCUGAGCAGAGCGGGACUGGGGAUGGAGCCUGACGACUGGAAAGUGGACGACCCUCUGGGAGAAGACUGUGCACACAUAGACACCAGUGAAAACGCACUCAAGUCCUGGAUGGAUGGUUCCUGUAAGACAGCUUACAGAUGGAUCUGUGAAAAGAAUGUUUAG